GAUAAUAAAAACAAAAUCAUAAAAUAUUUAUAAUCAAAAACAUGAAGUGAUGCUGUUGCCCAUUCAAUUCGGAACCAAAUAACAAAUCAUAAAACAAGUUAGCCGACAUUUAAUCAACAAGUCUCACGCAUGCGAUCGUGUUUAGUUCCUUGCGUGUGUGUUUCCGCUGCUGCAACAACUGUUUGGAUGUAUGCUUGUAAAUCUUUUAAAAUUAAUUAAAGCAAAAAUUUAGAGUGUGCAUGAGAAAUUGAAAAAGAAAGGAAUUUUUAAAAAUGAAAAAAAAAACAUUGAAAAUAAAUAAUGAUAUUUGGUGCAAAUUGAAAACUAGAAUUAAGUGAAUUUUUAGUGCAGAAAACAACAAGAAGCUAUCGGUUUUUCUCUCAAUGAUUCAAAGCAAGAAAAACGCUUUUGAUUUUUAACUGUUGUGCAGCAUGCUGAAAGUGAAUACAUAUGUAAACUUACAUCUUCUACGCAUACAUACAUACAUACGUACAUAGAGUGGUGCAUGCAACUACUCAUACGAGUGCAUAUGUACAGUUAAAACGAGGAAGACGUGAACAGGUGCGCGAGUGAGAGUGAAAAACCACCGUCCAUUGCGGAACUUUGAGGUUAGUAUCUGCGCUUUCGCACAAAAACAACGAAGAAAUAAGAUAAAUACCUAAAAAAAUAAACUACGCGAAGUUAUCUGCACGCGAAUAUUUUGUAUUGAAUGAUUGUUGGUGUACUCCACCAGCACCAGCACCAGCAGAACAACGGUGGUGAAUAGCUAACAGCAUCUCCAUCAAUACCGGGAGCAUAAUAAUAAAGACGUAAGAAACAAAAAAGAAAAACACAUACAUACAUACAUACAAACAGCAACAACAUGGAUACCACAUCGACCAGCACCGCCGAUACGGCCAACAGCAGCGGCGAUAGCAGCAGCUCAGAUGCCAAUUUAUCGUUUAGUUUCGUACGGGGUUCCGAUCCGCGUGCGGCCACAUGUCGAGGCAAGUUGCAGAGUCGUCGCUGCAAAUUAAAUCAGGAAAUCAAUAAGGAGCUGCGACUGCGCGCUGGUGCUGAAAACCUUUUCAAAGCCACAACAAAUCGCAAGCUGCGCGACACAGUCGCCUUAGAACUGAGUUUCGUCAAUUCGAAUUUGCAGUUACUGAAAGAGCAAUUGGCUGAAUUGAAUUCAUCCGUGGAAAUCUAUCAGAACGAUAGCACAGGCGUACCCUCCUGUCAGCGUACGAUUGCUUUCGAGAAGGCCUGCACCCUCUUCAAUUUGGGCGCCAUCUACACACAAAUCGGUGCACGCCACGAUCGCACCACUGAAAAAGGCUUGGAUGCAGCAGUGGAUAGUUUUCUGCGUGCCGCCGGCAUAUUUCGACACAUCUACGACACAUUCACCAACGCCCCCUCCAUGGAUCUGAAGCCACAGGUGCUAGAUGUACUGGUCUCGUUAAUGUUGUCACAAGCGCGUGAAUGUCUCUUCGAGAAGUUGCAGCUGCAAAUUGAGGCGCUUGGCCUCACCGAAUCCAGUCAUCUUUUCAAAGACUUGGCGGGCGAAGCAGCACAACUGACGCUCGAAUACAAUGAAAUGCACAAAAAUAUACAAAUGAAUGACACGCACACAUACUUGCCGGAGUGUUGGGCCGGGCUGGUGCCGCUCAAAGCUGAAUUCUAUAAAGCACUUGCCCACCACUACGAAGCAUGCAGUCUUGACAUCACCGCCGACAAAACAUCACUCAGCACAAGGAAGACGCAAGCCGCCUCACAUGGCGGUACCGCCAACGAGUCAUUUAUUGGUAAUGCGCGGGAGGCAUUACGCGCUGCUGCCGCUGCCAUUGAGGAGAGCGAGGAAGAUGCAGCCAGUGCGACAGCACUGAAACGCGCCCAUCUGAAGGAAGCGCUCGCUAGUCAUGAAGAAACGCAACGCCUGCAGCGCAUGUGCCGAUUUUUGAAGAACAAACUAAGUCUGACGCAGGUCUUAAAGGAGGCCCACUAUAAAACGCAAGACGAGUACGAGAAAUUUCUUGAAGAAACGCCAGCAAACGAUAUCCAGGAUGAUUUCCAUGUGAUAGAUGUUAUCACAGAGGCCUGUUCAAAGUUCACACUUUCGCUAACAGGCCCCGAUUUUACGUCGCACAAAGUUGAGGAUCCCUUCAAACGCCUUGGACCCAUUGCGAUUUUCUCAGCGCGUCGUCACUGGACCGCGCCACGGUGUGUACGCCUGCAGAAAGGUUCGUCCAUAUAUCAUGAGAAUGCAUCCACACAUUAUCGUUGCCACUGUCCGACACCAAACGAAGGUCAUGAAGUUGGCUGCAGUCAAUAUAAAGAGGAAUUAGAAAGUUUUGGGUUUCAUGUGCGCGGCGAUGCGCCGGUAAUUAUCGCGCAUGUGGAAAUCAAUUCGCUGGCUGAUCUGGGCGGCAUUAAAGAGGGCGAUUUCAUUGUGGAAAUUGCUGGCAUGGACGUGAAAUGGUAUUCACAUCAGCAGGUCGUCCGUCUAAUACAAUCCUGUGGCAGCACAUUAGAAUUAAAAGUCAUUACACCUAUGGAUAGGAAUUACCUGAAGCCCCUAUCGUCGAAAGGCUCUAUUUCCACGCUAUCUGCGGCCAGUUCGUCUGGCGUCUCGUCAGGUUCAUCCAGCCCUACUGGCACAACAACAAAACCAAAACCACGCUUCAAAACUACAUCACCAAAAAGUCGUCUUGGUAGUCUAUCAUCGAGCUCUUGGAAUCCCUUUCGACGUACGCCAAGUCUGGCGAAAAUAUUCUAAAACACAUUCGCGUACAGUGCACUGCAACAAAAUAGAACAACAAUAAAAUACAAAAUACAAAAAUUCCAUUGGUGGCCAUUUUGUGCGUUUGGCGAAAUAACCAGCCGCAUGCACUUUCAAUUUUUCAAUUACUUAAUAUAAAUAUUUAUGUAUAUAAUUAGAGUAUGUACAAUGUAUGUAUGUAAUUUUGUUUAGAAAUAUGUUUGUAACUUUAUAUCUUUGAUUUUCUUUUAUUUUGAAAAAGAAAACAAAAGAUUUUUGAGUUGGUGUUUUUUUGUUUGCAAUGAUAUAGUUUUUCCAUAUUUCGGUUUGUCUCCAUGCUGCUAUAAUUUCGUUUAUUUUCUGGGUUAUGGAAAAUAUUUGUUAAUUGUAAAUUAUAUGCAAAAGAUAUAUGUAUGUAUAUUGAAAGUUUUUUUUAAUAUUCUUAUUUUUUAUAUACACACAUAUUGUGCUUUAAGUUGUAUGUGUAUUGACGUUUUUAAACGAAAGAAAAUUAGUGUUAAGACAGAGUGCUUCCUUCCGCAGUAAAAAUAGCAGACAUUUUCAAAAAUUAACAAGUAAUUUUUUAGCAAAAAACAAAACCGACUUCAAUUCUCAUACAAAAA
This is a messenger RNA of Rhagoletis pomonella (apple maggot), 3360 nucleotides long. RefSeq names its product rhophilin-2 (gene Rhp). Gene Ontology annotation, biological process: negative regulation of stress fiber assembly; signal transduction. The coding region runs from base 863 to 2755 and encodes 630 amino acids. Gene Ontology annotation, molecular function: protein binding. The transcript is spliced from 10 exons. The record is from RefSeq and is a predicted model, not a curated record. NCBI's taxonomy places the organism in Eukaryota, Metazoa, Arthropoda, Insecta, Diptera, Tephritidae.